AUGAAGAUGCUCGAAUUCACAAAGCGAGUCGCGGCAGACGGCGGCGACAGCUUCACAGGCCACCUCAGCUUCGACUUCUUAAUCUUCGGCGCAGCCGACGACGCGCAACUCUGCCCAAUCGAAUGCAACCCGCGCGCACACACAGCCGUCGUCCUCUUCGCCGAGAACCCCAUCAUGGCCGACACAUACAUCACGAUCGUUGACCCCGACUUCGAGAAAAAGCGCCCGGGUACACCCCCGUCCCCCGCUAUCCCGCACAACUACGUGCAAGGAUACUAUUGGGUAGGCCACGACUUUGUGGCGCGAUAUAUUCUCCCGUUAGCGACGAUGCCGAGUCGUGUAGGGCAUUAUAGUGAGGUUAUGAAGGGCCCUGAUGCGUUUUGGGAUCAUCUGUGGCGGUGGGAAGAUGCGACGUGGGUGGUUUGGGAUCCUGUGCCGUUUUUUGUACUCUAUCAUGUUUAUUGGCCCAUGAGGUUUUUGGGGGCUCUUCUCCGUGGGAGGGAGUGGAGUCGAGUUAAUGUUAGUACGGGGAAGAUGUUUGAGGGGAAGUAG
This is a messenger RNA of Aspergillus calidoustus, 552 nucleotides long. Lineage: Eukaryota; Fungi; Ascomycota; Eurotiomycetes; Eurotiales; Aspergillaceae. The record is from the annotation of a GenBank genome assembly.